Molecule: messenger RNA, 1175 nt
Organism: Saccostrea echinata
Lineage: Eukaryota; Metazoa; Mollusca; Bivalvia; Ostreida; Ostreidae
Product: CX3C chemokine receptor 1-like
Exons: 1
Coding region: 34-1095 (353 amino acids)
Biological process (GO): G protein-coupled receptor signaling pathway
Cellular component (GO): plasma membrane
Molecular function (GO): G protein-coupled receptor activity
Source: RefSeq, a predicted model, not a curated record
UUCAAGAUAUUUUUCUUCUAAAAAAUCCUCAGGAUGAAUACGACGUCAAACUUUAGCAUGCUACAAGACCCAGAACCAGACAAUGUCGUAAAAAUCUUCUCAAAAAUACAGAAGUUUUCUAAUCCAGUUUUUUGUUUCGUUGGGCUCAUUGGGAGUAUUUUUGCUCUCACCGUUUUCCUCAGUAAGUCCCAGCGUUCUACUUCCUGUUGCCUCUACCUAGCUGCUCGUUCCGUUUCGGACAUUGGUUUCUUGAUUUCACUCAUCAUUGUGUGGAUAACAGACGUAACGGACAUAGCUAUUUUAAACUCUCCAGGAGGUUGUCAAUUGACUAUCUUCCUCUCUUACAUCUGUGGAUUUUUAUCUGUUUGGUUUGUUGUAAUUGUCACAGCCGAAAAUUAUAUUCGAAUCUGCCAUCCGUUUUCUGUAAUGGAGUAUUGUACCCCCAAAAUAUCGAAACUCGUCAUCAGCGGUUUCUUUAUUUUAGCUCUUGCCUUGUACAGUUUUCCACUGUGGACAUUGAGAGUAUCUGAUGGGCGCUGCACAGAGAUUCCACGCUUUGACGAGUUAUUUCAAAUGUUUGUACACAUGGAUACAGCCUUGACGCUAGUACUUCCUGCUCUGCUUAUAACAUUUCUGAUGGUCACCAUCACUUUCAAUUUGUUCAGAAGCUACCAUCGUUUUCGAAGACUCAAAGGAAAAAGAUCAGAGAACAAGAGGUCGAGAAACCAUUCAAAAGUUACGAAACUUUUGUUUACUGUUUCUCUUGUGUUUUUAGCUCUUAAUCUACCAAGUCAUGUCAUUCGAACUAUAAUGGCUUUAUCCAAAUACAUAAUGAAGCGCUCCCAUUUUACAACAACCGAGAUGGUAUUACAGAAACUAUUUUAUACCUUAUACUACCUAAGUUAUGCUAUUAAUUUAUUUAUAUAUUUGCUAUGUGGUGAAAAAUUCAGACGGGAUUUUUACCAUAUGUACAUCGAAUGCUUUGCGAAAAGCUACGAGGAAAAGAGGAAUAAAAGAUUAAAAACUGAUUCCUCGAGUUCCCAGCUCUUAAAUAGACAGUCCACUAAAACGGAGGGGAGUGGAACUGUUGUGUGACGUUUUUAUUAGAAAAGAGUGUUGUUUGUUGCAAUUUUUCAAAGAGGUUCACUCAGUGAUUUUGCAGUGCAACUGAAAUU